This is a messenger RNA of Cyphellophora europaea CBS 101466, 1023 nucleotides long. RefSeq lists its product as uncharacterized. The coding region runs from base 1 to 1023 and encodes 340 amino acids. The record is from RefSeq and is a predicted model, not a curated record. Gene Ontology annotation, molecular function: oxidoreductase activity. The transcript is spliced from 4 exons. NCBI's taxonomy places the organism in Eukaryota, Fungi, Ascomycota, Eurotiomycetes, Chaetothyriales, Cyphellophoraceae.
AUGGGCCCCUCACUGCCCAAAGAGUUCAAGGUUGCCGUCUUCAAGGAGAAUGGCAAGCCUCUCGUCUUUGAGCAGCGCCCGCUUGAGCAACCUAAGGAUGGACACAUCUUAGCCAAGGUCCUUGCCUGUGGUGUCUGUCACUCGGAUGCUGCUGUCCAAGUCGGAGCCUUCGGUAACAGCUUCCCUAUUGUUCCUGGUCAUGAAGUGGUUGGGGAGGUGGUUGCUGUCCCUGAGUCGGAGAAGAGGUGGAAGAUUGGUGACCGCGUCGGCGGUGCAUGGCACGGAGGGCACUGCGGUAACUGCAAGGCGUGCCGCAGAGGACUUUUCCAGAUGUGUGAAACCGAGACCAUCAAUGGUGUGAUGCGGGACGGCGGUUAUGCCGAGUACAUCGAUCUUCGCACCGAGGCCGUGGUCAAACUCGAUAAAGAGAUCGAUCCAGCCGAGUAUGCGCCUCUGCUGUGCGCCGGUGUCACUGUGUUCAACAGCUUGCGCCAACAGGGCGUCACAUCGGGCGACCUUGUGGCAGUCAGCGGCCUCGGCGGGUUAGGCCACCUCGCCAUACAGUAUGCCAGCAAAAUGGGCUACCGUACCGUUGCCAUCUCUUCGAGCGCCGACAAGAAGAAGUUCGCAAGCGAGUUGGGCGCCCACGAGUACAUCGACACCUCUCAAGGCAGCGCGGGCGAGCAGCUGAAAGCAAUGGGCGGAGCGAGCGCCAUCUUGUUCACCGCACCAGCGGAGAAGCUGAUCCCAGAUCUACUACAAGGUCUUGGGCCGCUCGGGAAGCUCAUCGUUCUCGCCGCCGCCGGUCCUGUUGAGAUCAAUACUGCUCUGAUGAUACACUACGGCAACAGCAUCACCGCAUGGCCUAGCGGUCACGCCCAAGAUUCCGAGGAAGCCAUCUCCUUUGCGGAGACCCACGGUGUCAAGUGUAUGAUCGAGAAGUUCAAAUUCGAGCAAGCAAAUGAAGCGCUGGAGCAUAUGAAUAGUGGUAAAGUCAGGUUUCGAGGCGUGCUUGUUCUGUAG